Molecule: messenger RNA, 4269 nt
Organism: Endocarpon pusillum Z07020
Lineage: Eukaryota; Fungi; Ascomycota; Eurotiomycetes; Verrucariales; Verrucariaceae
Exons: 3
Coding region: 1-4269 (1422 amino acids)
Cellular component (GO): endoplasmic reticulum; plasma membrane; cytoplasm
Molecular function (GO): protein binding
Source: RefSeq, a predicted model, not a curated record
AUGUCACCGACACAACAAGCAUCUCUUGCCCAGGUGGGGAAGCUCAUCAAUCUCAUACCCGUGGGCCUGAAGGAAGCCGCGCUGGACUCGCCUACCUUCCGAGCAACCACCAUAUACUUCUCUGAACAGGUUGAUCUAAUCGAGAAAUGGGCCGAGGAGUAUCUGAAGUCGACCAACAAGCUGAUUUCCGAGUCCGCUACACUCGAAAAUGUCAUCAACAGCUUCAUUGCUCAUGCGCUGCUACCCAAUUCGAUAACCGAAGCUGUCCUGGACCACGACUACAGCAUUCUCGCUAUGAGAAAAUAUGGAGAGGGCGCAAAGGACUUCUGGAUGAGCACAUUCGCUGUGGUCAAAAGGUUGGCUGCAUCGGUGGUUGACCCUAUCAGGUUGUUUUUACAAAAUGAUUUACGUGCCUUCAAGGAUGUACGGCGAAACUUGGAGCUCUGUCAGAAGACUUUUGAUGCCCUACAAACGAAGUAUGCUUCUCACGCGAAGACUAAGGAACCUUCGUCCUUGCGCGAAGACGCUUUCCAGCUUCACGAGGCUCGGAAGGCCUAUCUCAAAGCAUCAAUGGACUACUGUGUCGCAGCACCUCAACUACGUACCACCAUUGACAAGCUUGUUAUUCGAAUCUUCUCCGACCAGUGGCGGGAGAUGCGAGCCUCACGAGAAAAUAGUGGUGCCACUUUCGCUCGAGGCGCAAAUGAGAUGGAACGCGUCACGGGGUGGGUUAGGGAGAUGGAGAAUAGCGACAAGACCUUCAAGAGAGAAUUGCAAGCUGCACGGAAAGAGCUCGAAGAAACGGCAGAGGCUGUCACUCGCCCUUCGCGUGAGCUGGAUGAUUAUGCAGUAUCUACCGUGCCGUACCUAGGCCAUGCACCCUCUGCUAGUCAUGGAAAUGUUCCUAAAUCACCGAAGAAGGAUCCAGUCAAGAAGUCUGAAAAGCAAGGCUGGCUUUAUCUCCGGACUUUCUCGGGAAAGCCAGUCAGAACGGUGUGGGUGCGUCGAUGGGCGUUCGUCAAGAACGGCAUUUUCGGUUGGUUGCUACAGAGUGCUCGUGCUGGUGGUGUUGAAGAGAGUGAACGUAUCGGUGUGUUGCUAUGUAAUGUCAGGCCUGCACUUCAAGAAGAACGACGCUUUUGCUUCGAGGUAAAAACAAAGAACAAUGCCAUCAUGCUUCAAGCGGAUACCCAGGCCGAGCUUACGGAGUGGAUCAGCGUCUUUGAGAAUGCCAAGUCUAAAGCUCUUGAUGAUCCAGGAUCAACUGACUCCUUUGUUGGCAAGGCAGGCCAGCCAGACCCUGCAUUCACCAUAUCUCCACCAUCUGUCCCAGAGUUUGGAACUCUGGUCCUGGAUUCAGUCAACCCUGGAAGCCGAGAUGAGGAGUCCAAUACUCUCGAACGAACAGGCACGAUGCUCUCAUCUAGCCAAGAAGGUGGUUCGGAAAUAACUCGAAAGGGGACUGGGCUCGGGAUCGAAGGUGGUGGCCUCCGUGACCAUGCUGCAAGAGCUAUGUCCAAAGUCGACCUACCACGCCGGUCUGCUGCAACAGGUACGCCGGGUUCACCAGCACUAGGUGGCAUCGCAAGCCUCAUUGCCGCCAGCCAUGGUUCAAUGCCAGUCGGCCCGGGCGCUCCUGUCAAGCCAGCUGAGACGGAGAAGCCCAAGAGCAGUUUCACACUGGCCUCGCGUGAUAUGCCACCAAACACACUCGCGCCGUCAACUCUGAUCAACCCGCCUGCACCAACACAGCUGAGCAAGCAGGCUGUCAUCGUCAGUGGCGAGCGUGGUAUCAGUUCUCUUGCAGACAAGUCGGGAGGGAUGCCUAGCGGGCUGCUCGCCAACAUGUGGGGAAGCUGGAACUGGGGCUAUGUCAACAGGCUUGAGCGGGGAGAGGUGAAAUUGCCAUCAGAGACCAGACCUCUUGAGCAGCCUAGUCCGUUGAUGCUGCCGUCCGGUUCGCCGCCAGAAGAGCCAAUACAGUCUUUGGCCAAAGAGAGCCUGGUUCCUUUUUCGGCGUCAGCUACAGAUCUGACUCUCGCGGACGGGCGCUCGAAAAAUCCUCCCCAGUCACCCGGGAAACACAACACGAUCAGUAUGGAUCUCGAGUCUGCAAAAGCUCUCCGCUCGGCCAUCGCUCCGCAAGAGUAUCCCACCUACUACCCUCUGCAAUUGAAGACGCAGGAUGCUCAAUUCCGCCUACUGUUCCCCAGCGUCAGCAAAGAUGAGAAAUUGGUGUUGGUUUUCCGAGCAACCUGGAACCCAAAUGACCAGCAGGAAUUUCCUGGAAGAGCCUAUGUAACCACCCAUGAGAUUUACUUUUACAGUCACCACCUCGGACUUGUCCUGGCUUCCGGUGUGAGUCUAUCCACCAUCGAAGAGGUCACAGCUGCACCUGGACGAGAUUGUGACUUCCUCUUUCUACACCUGCGAGAUGUCAAAGAUGACGGUCCCACACGGAUCACAAUCAAGACUUUCCUGGAGCCGUUGAAGCUGCUACAGCGGCGAUUGAAUUAUCUGGUCAGGAACAGCGUCGCUGAAGAACCUUCCGACCUGGAAAAUGUCAUCAAAACAUUGGUCAAGAUGGAAAACCAAAGACGCAAACGAAGUACAAGCUCCGAGAGCUGGGAAGAUGUGUCGAUUAGCACCCCCAUGGACGACGGCACAUCCGGAGGAGCAGCUCGUUCAAGACAGAACCUGAGCGACCUGAAAGCUCCCGUUCGAGUCGACCGAUCGCUGGAGAAGCAGCUGGGAAGGUAUGGAGAAGCGAAGGAAGCCCCCAAAUUCAAGCUCCCCGCUCAGCCUGUAAUGUACACCCCAGCAGGAAACCUUCACAAAGCCGUGGAGAAGAACUUCGACGUCAGUCCCAAGGCGCUCUUCCACGUCCUCUUUGGCGACAAAAGCGCCGUCUGGCAACUCCUGCAGCAUGAGCGUCGCGCGAAGAACCUCAGGCAAGGUCCGUGGGUCAGCGUAGGCGAAGGCCACUUACGACGAGACUUUGACUUCGAAAUCCCCAUCUCUGACGCCUUGGGCCGGACAAGAGACAUGGCAGUGCGCGACUACCAAGUGGUCGACGUGCUAUCCGACCACCUCUGCUACGUGGUUACCGACAAACGAACCGCGUGGCACCUCCCCUACCGCCGCAACUUCAAAAUCGUCAGCAAGAUCGUCAUCACCCAUCUCGCAAAAUCCAAAAGCAAACUCGCCAUCUUCACCAAAGUGGAAUGGGUCCGCCGACCAUGGAUGCUAAAACGCAUCAUCGACAACCAAGCGAUGGAUGAUCUGGAACUCGAUGCCCUCGACCUGACCGAUUUGGCCACGGACCAAGUCCGCCGUCUAGGCCCCUACAGCCGCACCAAGAAAGCGAUCCAGAUCUUCGGCCACGUGGGGCAAUCCAGCAGCGUGACGCAGCUCCAGCUCGAGAAGAUGCCAAUCAACAUCGAGAUGCGCCGACGACUGCCGGUGCAAUACCCGCUCUUGGCUUUGCUGCUGCACACGACAACAGCAGCCCUCGAAAACACGUUCAUCUCCCUCCUCGAAAUCGUUCUCGACACGCUCCGCUGGUUCUGGAAAACCGGGUCCGCCAACAGCGUCAUCCUCUCCCUCCUCGUGAUCAGUGCGUUGGCAAAUGGCUUCUACUCGACGCGCGACUCGUGGCAGUGGUGGCAUGAACGCUCCGCCACGAGGUUCAUGGCCAGGAUGGGCGUGCAGGCCGACACGGUGAUGAGCAAGGCCGUGUUUGUGCGGGAUCUUGAUGCGAUCGCUAUUCCUACGAAUCUCACCUCGACGGUCUCCACUGCUCCUGAGGGUGCUGCGAAUAGUAUAGGUGGCGAGAGGGAGAGUCCAUGCUACGCCACCUUCCAAUUCGCCCAUCAGCUCGAUGAUGGUCUUGAUACCGCCCCUCGACUACGAUCCCCGCCACCUCUCACGAGGCAGAAUGAGAUCAAGUACCGCAUCCACCACACGCGCAGGAAACUGGCCGCGUACCGACAUGAUCUGUUGGUGGCGAUGAGGGUGGUCAAUGCCGUUGAACGCGAGGUCUUGAGCUCGGAGUGGGAGGGCUGGGUUCGAGCGGAGGCGAGGAGGUGUAGCUGGAUUGGCGCGUUGUUGGAGGAGAGUGGGAAUGGGACGGUGGGGCAGGAGGAGGAGGAGGGGGAGGCGGGUAGCCUGAUGUUGGACGGAAAAGAGAGGGAUGAGGUGCAGAGAUGGUAUGACACUUACUGCGAGAGUUGUCGGAGGGACUGGGACGGGUUGCGGGCCGCGAGGUAG